Molecule: messenger RNA, 1617 nt
Organism: Xiphophorus maculatus (southern platyfish)
Lineage: Eukaryota; Metazoa; Chordata; Actinopteri; Cyprinodontiformes; Poeciliidae
Product: G-protein coupled receptor 4-like
Exons: 3
Coding region: 349-1353 (334 amino acids)
Biological process (GO): G protein-coupled receptor signaling pathway
Cellular component (GO): membrane
Molecular function (GO): G protein-coupled receptor activity
Source: RefSeq, a predicted model, not a curated record
AGGCGUUCUCCUGCCUCAGGAUGUUGCCUUUAAAUCUGAAGAAGUGAGCUUCCUGUGGAGGAAGCGAUCACAGAAUAGACAAGGCCCAGGCAAGGCACCGUGUUCCCAGCGUUUCUCCGGCUCAGGUCACCCAUCUGCAGAGUGCAGGACUCAGACUCUGACACAGAGCUGUGGGAGGAUUUUUAUAUUUGUGGAUGGAUCCAGGAGGCUUUUUGAAGAUGUUUUUUUUUUUCCUAUGCUGGGUGGAUUUAUGAACAUUUCAACAUGAAUGUACUAAGCAGCUUUCUGCCUUGAGUGAGUCCGUCGUCGUCUCCAGUGUUCCAUGUCCGGACCUUAACCAGCAGAGACAUGUCCAAUGACACCUGCAGCCUCCCUCUGGACACAGACGUCUUUGCCCUGACCUGUGUCUACAGUGUCAUCUUCUCCUUGGGCCUGCCCAGCAACCUGCUGUCUCUUUGGGGCUUGUACCACCUCGGUCGCUCGGGUAGCGGGGGCUGCCAGCUCGUUUACAUCCUCAACCUGCUGCUGUCGGACCUCCUCCAGCUGCUCACCUUGCCCCUGUGGAUCCUCUACCUGCAGGGCGCCCACCGCUGGCCCUAUGGCCGGCUCACCUGCGAGCUGGUCGGAUACGUGUUUUACGUCAACGUCUACGCCAGCGUCAUGUUCCUGUGUCUGAUUGCCAUGGACCGCUGCCUGGCCAUCGUGUACCCGCUGAGCAGCCGCAGGGUGCGGACAGUGAAGGUGGCGGCGGUGCUGGGAGUGGCAGUGUGGAUCCUAACCUUCCUGUUCUGCCUGAGCGGGUUGCUGCCGUCCGUGUUUGACUCUGAGCGGCAGCUGUGUCUGGAGAAGUACCCGGUCAGCCCCAGAUACGCUCACUUUAAGAUCAUCACUGUGCUUCUGGGUUUUCUGCUGCCAUGUACCAUUCUAGGCUACACCUCAGCUCACAUCGGGGUGACAUUACGCCGGUCUCCAUCUCUCUCCAACCACGAGCGCUACAAAAUCGUUGGCAUCCUGGUCGUGAUAACAUUCAACUUUAUUGUAGUCUUUGGACCCUACCACCUGGUAGGCGGAUACAGGUUUGUGUCCCUGUUGGAGACCGUCGAGCCGUGUCUGUUUGAGCAGUCCAUUUUCUACGUCUACCGCCUUUGCUACGGCCUGACCAGCCUCAACACUUUACUGGAUCCCCUGUUUUACAUCUUCCUCUGCCCUGACGCUCGGCUAGAGCUGCAGAGAUCCCUACCCUGCCUGAGAAGAGGACAAAAAGGCCAUAAAAACAUGAGCAUGAGCACCAGAUGUCACCUGGACAAACAGAGGGAGAAUGAAAACAGACAUAGCAACUUUGUGACAAUCUAAACCGGACUGAACAGGUGUAAUAUCAGAGCAAUGGCGCCAUCUAGUGGAAAACUGCUGCUGUUUCAGUAUCCUAAUGAAAACAUGAAUAUGCUCCAGUAAAGUACAAAGACUUGUGGAAGGAUUUUGUUUGAAUUUUACCUCCAACACAUUUAUUUAGACUGCAGAUAUGCUUUUGACUAGAUUGGAGGAUUUUGUCUUUAAAGCUACAGUACGUAACUUUCAUAAAUAUAUAUAUAUUUUCAUAUUUGUUAAAACUUUCACCAU